Molecule: messenger RNA, 9855 nt
Organism: Phyllostomus discolor (pale spear-nosed bat)
Lineage: Eukaryota; Metazoa; Chordata; Mammalia; Chiroptera; Phyllostomidae
Gene: RAI1
Product: retinoic acid induced 1
Exons: 4
Coding region: 560-6310 (1916 amino acids)
Biological process (GO): regulation of transcription by RNA polymerase II; circadian regulation of gene expression
Cellular component (GO): nucleus
Source: RefSeq, a predicted model, not a curated record
CUCCCCCCACGCGUCGACCGCCGGCUUGCUCUUCCUGUGCAUAAGGGAUAGCAUUUCCCCGCGGCCACCAGACAGGCCCGUCUGGGUGCGAGGCCAGGGCCGGGUCCCAGCGCCGCCGGAUCCCAGGGCCCCCGGGUGCCGCCCCCGCCCGCGGCUGGGCUGGGAGAGGCGAAUUGGAGAGCGAGGAGGCGGCGGCGAGGGUGAGAGGCGAACGGAACCAGCAGGCCGCCCUGACCGCGGCCCGAGCGCCGGCGCUAGGAGGGGGCGCCACGGCCCACCCUCCUUCCUGCCUGGCCCGGGACCGGCCGGGCCGACGCGCCCUGACCCCCAAUGGCCUACCGGGCCUCGGGGCCGCCAAGUCGUCGUGCCAGACCCAGGGCCCCCGAGUGAGCGGGGGCGCCGAGGAUCUCAUCUGGCCGCUGCUGCGUUGUGGAAGAAGCUAGGGGGAGAACCAGCGCUUCGGGAGGAGAAAGACUGCCUGGGGAAAGAGAGACGGCAAGACGCGUAAAGCCAGUGCUUGGGAAACCCAGGAGGAGCCCGCAGAUAACCAGUCCAAGUCAUGCAGUCUUUUCGAGAAAGGUGUGGUUUCCAUGGCAAACAACAGAACUACCAGCAGACCUCACAAGAGACAUCUCGCCUGGAGAAUUACAGGCAGCCUAGCCAGGCCGGGCUGAGUUGUGACCGGCAGCGGCUGCUUGCCAAGGACUAUUACAGCCCGCAGCCAUACCCGGGCUACGAGGGUGGUGCAGGCACAGCUGCCGGCACCGCCCGCGGUGGCAAAGGCCUGCCCUCACAGCAGGUCCUGCCGGGGAGGCCGGCGUUCUCCAGCUACGGCGUCCAGGACAGCAGCCCUUACCCAGGCCGCUAUGCAGGAGAGGAAAGCCUGCAGGCCUGGGGGACCCCCCAGCCACCACCACCCCAGCCACAGACCCUGCCAGGGGGGGUGGGCAAAUAUGAUGAGAACUUGAUGAAGAAGACAGCAGUGCCCCCGGGCAGGCAGUACCCAGAGCAGGGUGCCCAGUUGCCCUUUCGGACUCACCCCCUGCACACCCAGCCCCAGCCACCAGCGCCCCCGCAGCCCCUAGCCUACCCCAAGCUCCAGAGACAGAAGCUGCAGAAUGACAUCGCCUCGUCCCUGCCCUUUCCCCAGGGCAGCCCCUUUCCCCAGCAGUCGCAGUCCUUCCCCACCUCCUCCACCUACUCCUCCACCGGCCAGGGUGGUGGGCAGGGGGCCCACUCCUACAAGAGUUGUACAGCGCCGUCUGCACAGCCCCACGACAGGCCACUGGCUGCCAGCGCCAGCCUGGCCUCAGGGCAAGGAGUCCAGAACCUUCAUGCCUACCAGUCUGGCCGCCUCAGCUACAACCAGCAGAAGCAGCAGCAGCAAACCCUUCAGAGCCGACACCACGCCCAGGAAACCCUCCACUACCAAAACCUGGCCAAGUACCAACACUACGGCCCGCAAGGCCCGGGUUACUGCCAGCCAGACGCGGCCGUCAGGACUCCGGAGCAGUACUACCAGACCUUCAGCCCCAGCUCCAGCCACUCGCCCGCGCGCUCCCUGGGCCGCUCUCCUUCCUACAGCUCCACCCCAUCACCACUGAUGCCGAACCUGGAGAACUUUCCCUACAGCCAGCAGCCACUCAGCACAGGAGCCUUCCCCGCAGGCAUCACAGACCACAGCCACUUCAUGCCCCUGCUUAACCCCUCCCCGACAGACGCCGCCAGCUCUGUGGACACACAGGCCAGCAACUGCAAGCCACUGCAGAAGGACAAGCUCCCCGAGAGCCUGCUGUCAGACCUCAGCUUGCAGAGCCUCACCGCGCUGACCUCACAGGUGGAGAACAUCUCCAACACGGUCCAGCAGCUGCUGCUUUCCAAGGCCACCAUGCCCCAGAAGAAGAGUGUGAAGACCCUGGUGUCCAGGACACCGGAGCAGCACAAAAGCCAGCACUGCAGCCCCGAUGGCAGCGGCUACUCCGCCGAGCAGGCAGGUACACCGCUGUCAGAGCCACCAAGCGGCACGCCGCAGUCCAGCCAUGCCGAGCCACCUGAGGCUGACUACCUGAGCGGCUCUGAGGACCCUCUGGAGCGCGGCUUCCUCUACUGCACCCAGGCCCGAGGCAGCCCCGCCAGGGCCAGCAGCAGCUCGAAAGCCAAGCCCGAGUCCGUGUCUACCUGUUCCGUGACCUCCCCUGAUGACAUGUCCACCAAGUCUGAUGACUCCUUCCAGAGCCUUCACAGCAGCUUGCCGCUCGACAACUUCUCCAAGUUUGUGUCCAAUGAGCAGGACUGCCCGAGGCUGCUGCUCAGCGCCCUGGCACAGGAGGACCUGGCCUCCGAGAUCCUGGGCCUGCAGGAGGCCAUCGGCGAGAAGGCCGACAAAGCUUGGGCCGAGGUCUCUGGCCUCUCCAAGGAUGCCACCAAGCCACCCUUCACACUGGAGAACCAUAGCACCUGCCUGGACUCCAUAGCCAAGAAUUCUUGGCCACGGCCAGGGGAACCUGAGGCCCUGCCUGAGCCCUUACAGCUGGACAAGGGCAGCAACACCAAGGACUUUAGCCCGGGGCUGUUUGAAGACCCCUCUGUGGGUUUUGUCACCCCAGACCCCAAGAAGACCACUGGUCCCCUCUCCUUUGGCGAGCGGCCCACCCUUGGGGCUGCUACCUCAGACCCCACCGCAGCCGCUUUUGACUGCUUCCCAGACACAGCCACUGCCAGCUCAGCAGACAGCGCCACCCCCUUUGCCUGGCCAGAGGAGAACCUGGGCGACGCUUGUCCCCGGUGGGGGCUGCACCCCAGCGAGCUUGCCAAGGGUCUGGAGCAGGGUUCGAAGGCCUCGGACAGCAUCGGCAAGGAAGAUGCCCACAAGGCCUCACCCUGCCUGGGUUUCCGGGAGGAGGAGCCCCCUGGGGAGCAGGCCGCCCUGCCCCAGGAUGCCCAGCAGGAGGAGGCGGGUGGGGUGAAGGAGGAGGCAGGCGGGCUUCUGCAGUGCCCUGAGGUGGGUAAGGCCGAGGUAUGGCUGGAGGAUGGCAGGCACUGCUGCUCGGCUGCGGACUUUGGGGACCUGCCGCUGCUGCCGCCCACCGGCAGGAAGGAGGACCUGGAGGCAGAGGAGGAGUACUCCUCCCUGUGCGAGCUCCUGGGCAGCCCCAACCAGAGGCCUGGCCUUCGGGACCCGCUGUCCCCAAAGGCCCCGCUGAUGUGUACCAAGGAGGAGGUAGAGGAGGCUCUGGACCCCAAAACUGGGUGGGGCUCCCCAUGCCACCUCUCUGGAGAGUCGGUCAUCUUGCUGGGCCCCACUGUGGGUGCCGAGUCGAAGGUCCAGAGCUGGUUUGAGUCCUCCUUGUCCCACAUGAAGCCAGGGGAAGAAGGGCCCAGUGGGGCACUGGCUCCGGGGGAUCCUGCCACCCUGGCCCCAGAGGCCUCCUUGGCCCAGAAGCCCAACAAGCCCGCUGUUCCUGAGGCACCCAUUGCUAAGAAAGAGCCCGUGCCACGGGGCAAAAGCUUACGGAGCAGGCGGGUGCAUCGGGGGCUUCCUGAGGCCGAGGACUCCCCGUGCAGGGCACCGGUUCUGCCCAAAGACCUCCUGCUGCCUGAAUCCUGCACAGGGCCCCCCCAGGGACAGAUGGAAGGGGCCGGGGCCCCAGGCCGGGGGGCCUCGGAAGGGCUCCCCAGGAUGUGUACCCGUUCCUUCACAGCCCUGAGUGAGCCCCGCACGCCUGGCCCUCCUGGACUGACAACCACCCCUGCCCCUCCGGACAAGCUAGGGGGCAGGCAGCGAGCCGCCUUCAAGUCUGGCAAGCGUGCAGGGAAGCCCUCCCCCAAGGCGGCGUCCAGCCCCAGCAACCCGGCUGCCCUGCCAGUGGCCUCUGACAGCAGCCCCAUGGGCUCCAAGACCAAGGAGACAGACUCUCCCAGCCCCCCUGGCAGAGACCAGCGCUCCAUGAUCCUCCGGUCCCGUACCAGAACCCAGGAGGUCUUCCACUGCAAGCGGCGGCGACCCUCGGAAAGCCGGGUCCCCAACUGCCGGGCCACCAAGAAGCUCCUUGCCAACAACCACCUGCCUGCUACAUUAAAGGUCUCCGGCAACGCCCAGAAGGAGGGCAGGGCUGGUCAGUGGGUGAGGGUCCCCAAGCCCAGCGCAGGCAGCAAGCUCUCUGAUAGGCCCCUCCACGCGCUCAAAAGGAAGUCAGCCUUCAUGGCACCGGUCCCCUCCAAGAAGCGGAACCUGGUCUUACGGAGCGGCAGCAGCAGUGCCAGUGGCAGCCGGGGGGACAUGAAGGAGGAGCUAGCUGAGGGCUCCCCAGCCCUCUUCAAGAGGAUGUCUUCUCCGAAGAAAGCCAAGCCCACCAAAGGCAAUAGCGAGCCCACCUUGAAGCCCCCGCCCCCAGAGACACCUGACGCCUGUCUCAAGAUGGCUUCACGGGCGGCCUGUCAGGGAGCCACGAAGACCAAGGUGCUGCCGCCCCGGAAGGGCCGGGGCCUGAAGCUGGAGGCCAUUGUGCAGAAGAUCACCUCACCCAGCCUGAAAAAGUUUGUGUGCAAAAUGCCUGGGACCACUCCUGGGCACUCUCUGAGCCCACCCCUCUCUGAGAAGGACCGAGGGCCCAAGAGCACCAGGGGCAGCCCCGUGGGGGCAGAAGGUCCCUCAAGCAUGGCUGCCGGCCAGAAGCUCCCGGCAGCUUCGGGGACCGACCCAUUUUGCAGAAAUAUGGCCAACAGAUCCUUAAAAGGCAAACUCAUAAACAGUAAGAAAUUGUCCUCGACUGACUAUUUUAAAACUGAGGACUUGGUGUCCCCAGAGACCCUGCUGCCUGGGGGAACUGUCCUGGUGCAGAAGAAGAAAAGCCGGAAAGGCAGGGCUGCAGCCCUGGGACUCCCCAAAGGCCCCCCAGAGAAACAGCCCCAUCUAGGCCCUAUUCUGCUCUUGACUCCCCGAGACAGGACCAACAGCAUGCAGGGGGCCAGUGAGGACAGCUCUGGUGGGGGAAGCAAGAAGCCAAAGAUGGAGGGGCUGGGCUUGGCCCCCCAGCCCCCCGACGGCCGGUCCUGCCAGCCCCAGAUGAGGGCGCAGAAGCAGCCAGGCCAUGCCAACUACAGCAGCUACUCCAAGCGGAAGCGCCUCUCACGGGGCCGGGCCAAGAAUGCCACCUCCUCACCCUGCAAGGGGCGCGCCAAGCGGCGGCGGCAGCAGCAGGUGCUGCCCCUGGAUCCUGCAGAGCCUGAAAUCCGCCUCAAGUACAUUUCCUCAUGCAAGCGGCUACGGGCAGACAGCCGCACCCCAGCCUUCUCGCCCUUUGUGCGGGUCGAGAAGCGAGACGCGUUCACCACUGUAUGCACUGUUGUCAACUCUCCUGGGGAGGAGCCCAAGCCCCACAGAAAACCUUCCUCAUCUGCCUCUUCUUCCUCAUCCUCCUCCUCCCUGGACACAGCUGGGGCCUCCCUGGCCACGCUUCCUGGAGGCUCUUCUGUCCUGCAGCCUCGGCCCUCUCUGCCCCUCUCCUCCACCAUGCACCUGGGGCCCGUGGUUUCCAAGGCCCUGAGUACCUCUUGCCUUGUUUGCUGCCUCUGCCAAAACCCAGCCAACUUCAAGGACCUCGGGGACCUCUGCGGGCCCUACUACCCUGAACACUGCCUCCCCAAAAAGAAGCCAAAACUCAAGGAGAAGGUGCGGCCCGAAAGCACCUGCGAGGAGGACUCACUGCCCCUCGAGAGAACACUCAAGGGUCUUGAGUGCGCAGCUGCUGCUGCCGCCACCGCCACCGGAAAGGCCCCCCGGCCUGACAGCUCAGCUGACCUGGCCAAGCAGGGCUCACUACGCACCAGUGCCCGCGGCCUAUCCCGGCGGCUGCAGAGUUGCUACUGCUGUGAUGGUCGAGGGGACGUCAGUGAGGAGGUGGCCCCAGCUGCUGACAAGACCCGCAAGCACGAGUGCAACAAGGAGGCAACAGCAGAGCCUGGCGGGGACACCCAGGAGCACUGGGUGCAUGAGGCCUGCGCCGUGUGGACGGGCGGGGUCUACCUGGUGGCCGGGAAGCUCUUUGGGCUACAGGAGGCCAUGAAGGUGGCCUUGGACAUGACUUGUUCCAGCUGCCAGGAAACCGGGGCCACCAUCGGGUGCUCCCACAAAGGCUGCCUCCACACCUACCAUUACCCGUGUGCCAGUGACGCAGGUAAGAGCCAGCCUUGGGGGACAGGGGACCCUGGACACAGCUGGUGGGACCCAGCCCCACAGGAAUCCUCAGUUUCCCUCCUCUCCUGCCCCAGCAACCUUUCCCUGACCAGAACCUGCACUGGGCAGUGCUAGGGACAAGGAGAUGGUCUGUCCCCAGCCACUGGCCUGAAGAGCGCCCAGAGGCACCGAUUGCAAGGGCAGUCUGAGAAGGCUUCAUAGUUGUCAAAGGCUUCAACCAAGGCUCAAAGACACCUUGUUUCAUGUAAGGAAAGCCACUUUUAUGAUGGAGUUUUAGUCACCAAUGAGGGCAGUAUUUAAGGGGGUCUAAGGCCGCUUUGGCCUGGAUUAAAACCCUGGUGGCAUUCCUGACAUGUGGACUUGGCAAGUUCAUUGAGGUCUCUGUGCUCGGUUUCCCCGUCUAUCAAAUGGAGGUUACAAUAAUCUCUUCUUUCCCGAGCUGUUGGGAACAGCGAGUGAGAUCACGAACACUGCCCAGCAAGGGCAGCCUCAGUCCUGUUUUGGGGGCAGCUGCAUGACCUCUGUCCCCACCUCCCUGUGCCCCUUACCCCCUCUUCUCUGGCCUUCCAGAAGAGGGGGAGGUUAUUGUGACCCUCCCUCGUGGAACACCCUCCCACCUCCUGGGGACCAGCUGCCAUCCUCCCCACCUGAACGCGGGCUCUGUUCUAGGCAGAGGUGGCUCCGAGCCUGCCAGGCCACGCAUAGAGUGGCAGCCUUUCUUUGGCAAGGGCUGAGGUGCUCACAGCCUGAGGGAGGAAGCUCGCUGGGGCAGGGACUGGGGCAGGGGUGUCGGCGGCUGCAGCCCUCCCCUCCAAGCAGAGCAGUGUGAGUCAGACUUUAAUGUGGACUCUGCCACUCAACCAGACACAUGACCUCACUGACAGUAAUGGCUGCACAAGCCGCAUCCCUUUGACAGUGACCCACGUCACAGCCACUCCAUGCCAGGCCCAAGUCAGGCCUCUACACCUCUCUCUCCCCUGUGUCAUUACGGACACGCUGCCUUGCCCGUGGCCACUGAGCGCGGCACCAGCAGAACAAGGGUGUGACUCCCUGUCUGCCUCGCUCCACAUCCUGUGUUCUCUCUGCCACCCACUGCUGUCCAGCCCCUUGAGAGGCUCACAUUUUGAGUGGAACAGACAGGAAAACCAUGAUCCUUGCCCAAAAUUAUGGAGGCUAGACAGGAGGAGAGGGCGUGUGCUAUGGGAAAGAUUUGUUCUGUCUGAGCUGGGAGGGAAUCCAGGAGGACUUUCAAGAGGAGGCAGUAUUUGAGCCAUACUUGGAAAGGUCAGGGGAGGCAGGCAGCAGCUGGUUAGUGGUGGGAUGUAUAUACUAGGCUUGGAGACACAGAAAUUUCUUUCAAAUGAUGUCUUCCAAGGAGUUCAGUGAGAGGCGUCUCUGCAGAGCAUGGGGACUGUGGCGCAAAGGGAACCCGCAGGCUGGGAAGAUGAGACACUGGUGUGAACAGAGCUGUGUUUGAGCGAGAACUGGUGGAUGACGCUUCAGGCAUCCGAGCUAGAGAGGAAGGUGGCCAGGCUGGGGAGAACCUGCAUCCCAGAGCCUCGUGGGCUGGGCAGAGAAUGCACAGCUGCGGUGGGAGGGAUGAGGGAGUGGUGGCCUCGAGCCUACCCCACCCCGCGAGAACAGGUCUGAGGUGGGGUGCCAAUAGUGUGUUCACUACUGUUGCCAAGCUGCUGGCCCCCAGGCCCAGCUUCAUGGCUAAACACCCACCCUUCUGUAUUUCUCAGAAGGGCACGAGUCCGCAGGCACACUGUCUGUGGAGCUCACCCAGAUGGCCGUGGUCAGCUGUGGGUCAGCGGAGGCAGCGCCAUCUCAUGGCCCAGCUGGUCCAGCUCCUGCCCACUCCCUGUGCUCUCUCAUCCUCCAGCAGGCCUCUGCGUGGGACUGCAUGGUCCCUCUCGCUGUGUCCUGCUGGCCAAAGCAAGGCCCGCGUCCAGCCCCGAUUCAUGAGGUGGCGAAUGCACACCUGCUGGAUGACAGGAGUGGCAGAGACACACUGCAAAGGAUGGGGGCACAGGCAGAGGCUCGGGGCUGCUCCGCAGUCUGUCCGUCCACCACACACAGAGGCCUCCCUGCAGGCAGGUUGCACUGGAGGCAGCGGCGGCAGACACACCAGGGGAGCUGUCCUGCUGGGCUCAGGGCAGAGACUAAUGGCCCUCAGCCCAAGGGGUCAUCAAAGACCCCAAGGGGACAGUGUGGGGGGAUUGGGCACCACCAUUUAAUACUUGGCAGAGGAGGUGGGGUGGAGCCCUGGGCACUGGAGAAACAGUAGUCAGAAAAGGUAGGAGAACAAGGGAGCCCGGCAGCCAGCGGGAAGGGGAGGGAAGACGGGGUUUCCGGCAGUAGGGAGGGCUGGCCGGGGCAGCCCUGGUCAGGCAGGAGGGGCUGGGAGUGGGAGGGAACUGAGGGAGCAGGCUGGGCAGUGUGAGUCCCAGGCCUCGGUCGGCACCGUCUACCUACUCCACCCCCAGGUCUGCCAGAUGGGUUCUCUGGAGCGAGCAUCUGGGUCAGCUCUCAGACCACAGGCUCCGGGCUGUCUGCUCUCUCCCUUUCCUCCUGUCCUGUCCCACUGCCCCUGCCCCUGUUCCACCUCAUUAGAGAGUGCCACGUUGAAGCUAAGCAGUGAUGUCCCAAAGGGCUGGCAGGGACAGGCACACACUACAGCUUCCUUUCCUCACUCAGGGCCCAGGGCCACCUUGUUAGCUGGGUCCCAGGUCCCCCUAGCACAGACACCAAGAGAGGGGCCAGGAACUGAUGAUUCGGCUCUUCCCAGGGGGUCCCCUCCCCACACCCUGUGUGGGUCCAGGAGGUUCACUGAGCAAACUGGUUUUGGAAGGGUAACCUCCUACCCUUUACUUCUGUCGACUUAAGCCCAUGAUUGUGGGGCCUGCAGCAGGGUGGUCUAUGGGGGUGUGUGCUGAGGGGGGUGUCCUCUGUGUGCUGUGAGCGAGCCUGGGAUUGUAGCCCAGUGCUCUUUGGGAAGUGCAAAUUCAGUCCCAGAACUGUGUCUGGCUUGCCUGAGCUCAGGGAAGGGGAAAAACUGAUGACCCACUCACUUCCAGUUGCUGGCCCUGAAGUGCAGAAACUCAUGGGCAGUUUCAGGACUGAGGCCCCCAGCCUCUGGCAGGGGUGGGUGGAGAAAAAGGAGACCCCCUCAGAGAGGCCUAGAGCCCUCCAGCCCGGCUCUCAAGGCUGCAGAUUUGCCCCUGCUGCCUCCCCGGCCCUGCCCACUAGCCACCACAGCUGGCCUCAGCAUGGGCAAGAGAGCUCUCUUUGGUAAGCUUGGGCCUCUGGCUGUUUGUGGCUUUAGGGUUUGUUCUGAACCAUGUCAGAAGAGGCUUGGGAGGGAAGGGAGUGGACCCAGGACUAGGCUCCCCAGGGGGUGGUGGGUGAGGGUUCCAGGGGGAAAAGCAAGGGUUUCCUUAAGUGCAACAGACAGGGAAGUGGGGACUCGCUGAGACAUCAGUACACCCCUGGCCUGAGGUGGGCAUCAAGGACAGGCUAUGCUCAAACAACCUUCCUGUUUCCCCAGGGUGGGCAGUGCCCUGGGCCCUCAGACACCUGGGGGCAUUUGCUUGGACCUGAUAUUUCCCUCAUUUCCCUAGCCCCGCCCCACACUCAGGGUGCCUCCCCUCCCCGCC